AUGGAACGAAACCAACUCAGUCGGGCACGAGCAGCGUUGAAGGCGCGGUUACCAUAUUUAGAAAAGGCAAUUGAAGAAGGAAAGUUAAAUCCGGACGAGAUACCAAGUCGCCUCGAACGUAUAACUCAUCAAGUAGAURCAUACGAACAAUUACAUCAGGAAUGUAUAGAUAGUUUUACGGGAAGAAGAGCCAUUCCGUCCCACGUGUAUUCAGAUAACGGUACUAACUUUGUUGGGGCGAACAAUCAAUUAAAGAAUUUAUAUGCCUUAAUCAAUUCCGACGAAUAUAGGACGAAGAUCCACAAUUUCGCGACCGACCAAAGAAUAUCGUGGCAUUUCAACCCCCCACUCUCACCCAACUUCGGAGAUCUAUGGGAAGCUGCCGUCAAAUCGUUCAAACAUCAUUUUAAACGAGUUGUAGGAGAAACUUUAUUCACAUACGAAGAGUUGAAUACCUUCGCUGUCGAGAUUGAAGCCAUCUUGAACUCGCGACCAUUGUGCCCCAUCUCAUCAGAUCCAAACGAUACGACAGCACUAACACCUGCUCAUUUUUUAGUUGGACAACUACUUAAUAUGUUACCGGAGGAAAAUUAUGAGAAUGUUCCAUCCAAUCGGCUAUCCUCAUGGAAACACAUCACGAAGGUGCGGCAGGAUUUCUGA
Molecule: messenger RNA, 660 nt
Organism: Polistes canadensis
Lineage: Eukaryota; Metazoa; Arthropoda; Insecta; Hymenoptera; Vespidae
Exons: 1
Coding region: 1-660 (219 amino acids)
Molecular function (GO): nucleic acid binding
Source: RefSeq, a predicted model, not a curated record